Molecule: messenger RNA, 497 nt
Organism: Dicrocoelium dendriticum
Lineage: Eukaryota; Metazoa; Platyhelminthes; Trematoda; Plagiorchiida; Dicrocoeliidae
Source: the annotation of a GenBank genome assembly
UGAGGUCCGCAUGUAUUUGCAAGGAAGUUUGAAUGGAAUUCCCUUAAGUUUGAUGAGUAACGCCGAGAUAGCUCUGCGGGUGGAAGCCCAUUUCAAUUUUGGAAAGAUUGGAUGCAUCACCUACGAACCAGUACACACAGCUGGCAUACUGAGAACUUUGUCCUUCCUUUCUGGGCCCAGUUCUACGGAUAUAUGUAAUCAGGUUAUACAUAAGAUGCGUGCAGAGUUUCGCAAAUUUUACAAAUCCUGUGUGCAGAUGAGGGGGGAUUUGGUUCAACCAAAGAAUAAUCGGCUAUCCUACUACCGACUGGAAGCGCAUGAACCAUUUUACGAACUCGAUGAAUUGCUCUAUUUGGAAAAGCAUGCCCAACUAGUGUAUGAACUCAAUAAACCAUAUAUGAGCUGUGAAUACAACGGAUAUAUUCAACUGGAACAAUUGCCUGAUCGUCAGUCGGACGGACGCAACUGACAAUAUGCAUAUAAUUGCGGAGGAAAAC